Molecule: messenger RNA, 3864 nt
Organism: Penaeus indicus
Lineage: Eukaryota; Metazoa; Arthropoda; Malacostraca; Decapoda; Penaeidae
Gene: tous
Product: cilia- and flagella-associated protein 57-like
Exons: 24
Coding region: 1-3864 (1287 amino acids)
Molecular function (GO): protein binding
Source: RefSeq, a predicted model, not a curated record
AUGGGCGUCCCUCUCGUCGAACCCGAGUACGUCUUCGGGCUAAGGGGGGGCGUGACGGAGUGCGUCGUGCACGUGGACACAGACACGGUGGCGUAUCCUGCGGGGUCCUACCUGGUCCUCCACGACACGGCCAAGCAGCAGCAGCACUUCGUCAGUCUCACGGAGGAAGCCACUCCGACCGCCUUGGCCAUAUCGCCCAAGAGGCAAUACCUAGGCGUAUGUCGCGCGGGAGACUCGGCGGCGGUGAGCGUCUGGGACGUGGCGGCCCGCAAGCGGCUGCGGUUCCUGAGCUGCGCCGAGAUGGUGAGCGAGCGCUACGUGGCGGCGGCGUUCAGCCCCGACGAGCGCAUGGUGGUUGCGCAGGGCGGCCCACCUGACUGGACGCUCGUGCUCUUCCUGUGGGAGAAGGGGAAGGUGUUCUCGGUCCUGCGCCUAAGUGACACCCCUGGCCUGGGUCCUGUGUCGAGUGUCACCUACCACCUGGAGGACAACGGGAUCCUCUCUGUGGUGGGAGAGCGGGUCCUCAAGCUCCUUAAGCUCAACGACAAGCUCCUCAAGACGUGGGGGUACCAGGGGGGCCACAACCACAACUGCCAGUGUCAGGUGUGGGCGGACCAACACACGCUGCUCGUGGGCACGGACGUCGCCUCGGUUCUGCUGCUGGAGGAGGGAGAGCUGAGGGCGGAGAUUCGGGUCACGCAUCCAGAUCUUGGGCCAGAAUGCGACAAAAAGACAUCGGGAGAAGGCGUGGCAGCUCUCGGGGGGCGUGGCCUAGGACCCCGUCACCGCCGCGUCACCGCCCUCAAGGUGUUCGUUGGGGGGUUCCUGUGUGCUUGCGGCCCCGAUAAGGUGUUCGUCUUUCAGAAGAGUGAUGACGUCAAUGAGCACUAUUUCCAGGUGGCCCGUAACCAGUGCCCUGAUAUUCCACCACAGCGCUACAUGCUCAGAAUAUGCGAGCCUUCCCCGGCGGCCCUGGUCAGCGGGCGCGGAGAACACACUAUCACGACCCUCUCUCUCUCUCCCGGCGAGAAGAACAUCGUCGCAGCCACACACACGCGCCAGCUGUUCACGAACCCUCUGCCUUCGCUCGAGGCGGCUAAGCUCCCGAGCCUCAUGUUCUCCCCCCUCCACGCCCGCCACCACGAAGGCGGGGUCGUGGACGCCGACGGGUGCCUGUGGAAGACCAUCGUCGUGAGCGGGGGCCAGGAUCGCACCGUCAGGGUGUGGGACUACCAGGAGCACUCUCUCCUCCUCACACACGCCUUCAGGGAGGAUAUAUUCUCCCUUUCGCUCCACCCUACUGGCCUCCACGUCGCGGUGGGCCUCACCGACGCCUUGAGACUCCACCACGUACUCUUUGACUGCCUCCGCCCGUACUCCGAACUCCGAAUCAGGAGGUGCGGCGCGUGCAGCUUCUCGCCGAGCGGAAACCUGCUGGCGGCGGCCGACGGAAACCUCCUGGUCAUCACCUCCAACGUCUCCCUCAGGAAGAUCUUCACGCUGAAGGGGCACUCGGCGAAGGUGACUGGCAUAGGCUGGUACCCAGACAGUUCAGCAGCCAUGACCUGUGCGGCGGAUGGCACUGUGGUGGGCUGGGAUGCACACAAAGGGCAGUCUAUUUGGGAGGUGUCUUCCCUCACAUCCUCGAAUUACCUGACGUGGACUCUCUCCCUCGACGGCAAACCCACGGUGGUCGUAGGUCACGGGUCUUCCUUCACCGAAAUCACAGGUGGUCAGAUGGUCCAAGACAUCACUUAUGAACCGGGUGACCUAACCUGCGCCGGCCUUUCCCCUGUAAAGACUCUCGUGACCCUGGGAUCUACAUCAGGUCAGCUGGUGGUCAAUAAAUACCCUCUGCACAUGGCACAGAAGUUCACGGCAUUUCCGGCACACAGUGGCUCUUUGAACAAGGUGUUUUAUUUCUGCAUUAAUGUGCUGGUGACGGGCGACGAGAGCAAGGUGGUGACGUGCGGCGCGGACGGCGUGAUCCUGGUGUGGCGAGUGGCGGCCUUGGAGGAGGACUCCCCGGGGUACCUGGCGGCGAGAGAGAGGCUGGAGGACUUGCCUCGCGUCCCGGAGAUGCUGGUGACCCGAACUGACCUUCAGAAAACGCGCCACCACCUGGAGGAGCUGGAGCGUCGCGUCUCCUACCUGUCCAGGGACAAGGAAGUCCACCUGGGUCUUCAGCAGCAGGAGUUCGCCGCGAGCAGGGAUGCUUUGGUGGCCCGAUACCAGACGAUCGUCGACCAAAUGAACGACACGAUACAGACCCUGGAGAAGGAACGCGAGCAGCUCAAGGACGGUCACAAGGGCUCCUUGGCCAAGCUCGCCGAUGAGCACAGCAAUGUCAUGGCAGAACACCAGCAGGAGUUGAGGAAGAAGCUCCUCUACGAGUACUCGAAGCAGGACAAACUCGAGGCCAAGCUGAAAGAGAUGCAACAGACGCUCGACAGACAAGUCGAGGAAGCAGAGAAGAGGACCCGCCUGGAGCUGCAGGAGAGGCUGGACCAACAAGAAGGGGUCGUUGAACAGCUCAAGAUGGAUCUCGAGAAGCUGCUUUUCAGACUAACCAAUACAACGGCGGAGCUUGAACGCGAGAGGAGCGAAGGAGCGGAGAUCGUGCGCCUGGUGGAGGCGGCGACGGAGGCCGAACUAGGCCAAGUAAGGUCGAGUCUGCACGCCCAGCUGGCGGAGGAGCACCAGAACGUCAUCAGACUGCGCAGUGAGAUGGCAGCCAUGAGGAAGAACUUCGUCACAGUGCAGAGGGAACGAGAGCAGAAGGAGGAGGACCUGAGGGCGCUGACGGACGACAAGACGAAGCUGCAGUCGUCCAUUCGAGGUCUUGAGCGCGAGCUGGCUGCCCUCAGGCGCGAGGUCAACCACAGGGACGACAUCAUACACGACCGGGAGAGCAAAAUCACCAACACAAGGGAGAGAAUCGGGGAGCUCGAGAAGCAGAGGUUCCUCCUCGACCAUCAACUCGGCCAACUCAAGGAGGAGCUCGAGCCACUGCAGGCGGCGCUGGAUCAGAGGUCCCAGCAGAUCAAGCAGAUGGAAGAGGAAAUGAGCGAGACGCGGCUGGUGGUGAGCGCCCGGGACCGUCAGGUGAAGGAGCUCGGGCAGCGGCUGGUGACGGCGGGGCAGCAGUCGCGGCAUUUGCAGCAGAGGAACCACAACCUUGCGACGACUCUCACGCGCGUCUUGGCCGAUCUCGCUUCGGCAACGCACCUCAUUCAUCAUCCGAAGAAGCUCAAAGAUGCUAUUAAGACUCUGAACGACAAGUACGUUCAGAGCGGACGAUUGAAGGAGUUCUGGACCCGACCUGAUUUGGACAAGAUUGCCACCUCUUCUGCUGACGACAUGGCCAAAGCCGAUUCGAUGGGCGAGGAAGCGGUGCCGGAACUCCUGCGCCAGAGGGAGAUGCUGGAGCGAUCUGUGGCGACCCUCCGUGCACAGGCGCAGAAGCAGGCGCGAGCCAGCAAGGACCGGAUCACCACACUCGUUAAGGAGAACAGCGACCUCCUGUCCUCCGUGAAGACGCUGGAAUCCCGAAGCUGGCGUCUCGAGGAGGACCUCCGCCAGGCUGAGAGCAUGGCAGGGCUGCGGGAUCCUCGGUCAGGGCGUCGCAAGGCCUCGAGGGAUCUACUAGUGCAGACGGUGACUCGCCAGGCGGACACCAUCGCUCGCCUGCAGGACCAGAUCAGGACGCUGCAGGAGAACCAACGGAAGGAAGAGGGAGGCGACGAAGACGACCAGACCGGCGACGCGAAACCUAAGCCAGCGGAGUCAGAAGACGUCGAUGGCGCCAAGCAGUCUAUCGCGCCACAAGAGGAACCGGCGGCGGUGCCAGCUGCAACGGCGUAG